AUGGAGGAGACAGGUGCGUCCACUGCCGCUGGGUCCAAGGCAGGCAAAGGGCCCAGAGCGUGCGCUACAUGCGCGCGAGCAAAGGCUAGGUGUAUUCCGGGGCCCAGGAGUCAGGAGAAGUGCGAGCGAUGCCACCGGCUGCGCAAGCCAUGCUCCUCGCAAAUCCCGGCACCACCGCGCAAGCGUAAAGGGCCGAAGCCCACCCGCGUAGCCGAACUCGAGCGGCGCCUAGAGGACCUUUCGGCCCGCAUUGAGUUUGUCCAACGCCAGGGGCAGGAAGCGCCAAGCCCACCAGAAUCGGAAGCAGCUGGUGCUUGUCACCCGCCCCAGUCCUCCGAGGAUCAUCGUCCGUGGGAAAAACAAGCCGGGCCGUGUCCCCCUUAUGUUUCGAAGAAGCCGCGAUGGGCUCCUUUCAAACACCUCUUCCCCAAGGAGAGCAUUUUUGAGGCUUCCGGAGAUCAGCAGCAGCAGCCAGUCGCUGACAAUAUAGAUGUAACAGCAGCACAAAAGGUCUUAUCUCUGCCACAAGUCCCGGCUGCCUCCCCUGUGCAGGCACCAACGUCAACAGCAAUUCAUUCUGUAGGGACCAUAUUCCAGCCACCACAGCAGCGUGCGGAAAACCUUUGGCCUCAGGGAGACGAGGCAGAAAGCAUGUUGGCUGAGUAUAAGACGCACAUGGGACAUUUGAACCCGUUUGCCAUUGUACCCCCUCGCAUGUCAUCGGCCCAGUUGAGGGAGCAUAGGCCCUUCUUUUGGAAGGCCAUCAUGAUGCAGGCGUGCCUCUUCGACGGGGCACGGCAGAUUGCGCUUGGUGAAGAUUUAUUGAGGGAUAUCUCUGAGACUGCCUUUUUGAGGCCACGAAAAAGCCUCGAUUUGUUGCAGGGGCUGCAGAUUCUCAUCUGCUGGUACCAUUACAACCUGAACAAGUUUCAAAUGACAAACCUCCUCUUUUUGGCGCGGUCAAUCACGACUAGUCUGGUUUUCCCCGAUCCAGGAGUCGUUUCGGAUAAGGACGGCUACACCUCCGAGUCUCUGGAGCAAAUGCGGGCAUUUGCCGGCACCUACUAUCUCAUCACUGUGACCUUCACGGCUAACAAGAAGCCCGACGCGCUCAUGAACACGUCGUAUCUGACAACCUGCUGCCGGGCCCUUCAUAGUCAGAUGCAGUACCCAACAGAUGAACUCGUCGUCCACCUCGUCCGAACAGCACAGCUGUCCCAAAGUAUAGUACAAGCGUUUGUGCGGCGCAGCACCUCCCCAUGUAAGAGCCAAACAUCAAAGGCGGCCUUUAUCCAAGGUAUGCGGGAGCGUAUCCGGACUUUCGCCGCCGGUUUGCCUCCACAGAUUAGGGUCAACCCAUCUCUCGUAGGCCACCUUCAGGUUGUCGAGAUCAUCCUAUACGAACACAACAUACCGGAGCUUUCCGCCUGCCCCUUAUCCUGGAUCUACAGUAACCAACAUUCUCUGGCCCCUUGUCCAACGACCAAUCCCGAUCCGCGAGACGUCGAAUUGCUGUGGGCCUGUGUGCGCGCAGUGCUUGACUUUUUGGACAAUCGCGCGGCACAUCAAAUGGGAGAGUACCCGCGCUUCGUGUGCAUGUCGUCGUUUGAUUUGACCUAUGUGCUCCUGACGAUGUUAAAGUUGGUAACACUGCAGUUCCCGGGCUGGGAUACGGCGAGGGUGAAGGAGGAGUUGCGGUUCGAUGAAUUCAUGGUGAAGCUGGAGCGAGAUAUGGAUUAUAUCGCCGAGAAACGGAGGCGGAAAUCCGGGCACAUAAGUCGAAGUGAGAGCAGCCCUGGCACGCAGAAUGAUGGACAGGGAAAGGCGGCACUUGAAGAUCCCUUUGCCAAAGUGGGGCGCAAGAUACGAAGCUUAAGGGAACAGCUCAGUAAUUUCGGCGUCAACAGUGUCUGCGGUCCCCGUCAGACAGCGCAGGUUUCGGACUGUGAUUCAAUGCCCAUGACGAUAGCGGACGCGACACAAGACCUGAUGCAAGACCUCGGGGGUGGCCUCUGGCAAGACGCCAUGAACAGUGUGCCGGAUUGGAGCGCUUUCCUCUCCGGUGAGCCGAUUGAUUGGACUACGGUGCUUUUGGGCUACGAUAUGGCCGAACCGGGAUACAUACAAUAA
Canariomyces notabilis is the source of this 2130-nucleotide messenger RNA. RefSeq lists its product as uncharacterized. The transcript is spliced from 7 exons. Bases 1 to 2130 code for a protein of 709 amino acids. The record is from RefSeq and is a predicted model, not a curated record. Gene Ontology annotation, molecular function: DNA-binding transcription factor activity, RNA polymerase II-specific; zinc ion binding; transcription cis-regulatory region binding. NCBI's taxonomy places the organism in Eukaryota, Fungi, Ascomycota, Sordariomycetes, Sordariales, Chaetomiaceae. Gene Ontology annotation, biological process: regulation of DNA-templated transcription. Gene Ontology annotation, cellular component: nucleus.